Chrysoperla carnea is the source of this 1445-nucleotide messenger RNA. Its product is annotated as tRNA:m(4)X modification enzyme TRM13 homolog. The transcript is spliced from 7 exons. The coding region runs from base 174 to 1421 and encodes 415 amino acids. The record is from RefSeq and is a predicted model, not a curated record. Gene Ontology annotation, biological process: tRNA methylation. NCBI's taxonomy places the organism in Eukaryota, Metazoa, Arthropoda, Insecta, Neuroptera, Chrysopidae.
CAUAAGAAAAUUACGAAAAAAAUAAUAACACGUGUAUUAAUAUAAAUACUGUAAAUUAGAAAAACAUAUGACCAAACAGGCUAAAAAUCUGUGAUAUGAACAAUUGCGAAUAAGUCUUAUAUAAAAAGGAUAUAAAUUUAGGCCUCUAAUAACAAUCGUUUAAACUAUCAACAAUGAAUAACAAUUGUCAAUAUUUUGUUAAACGUAAAAAACGUUUUUGUCGAAUGACAGUUAAAACUGGCCAUAAAUACUGCGGUGAACACGAGCAAAGUAAUGAAAAUCUAGAAGAGAAACGAAUUCCUUGUCCAUUAGAUAACAAACAUACUUGCUUUGCCAGUAAAUUAACCAAGCAUUUAAAAGUUUGUAACGCUAAAAUAGACGUUUUACCACCAUAUAUUAAAAAAAAUUUUAAUGCUGAAAAAAUUAUUGAAACUAGCGGAAAUUAUGUGGAACAGACAUCGGAAAGAUUCUUAUCAAAAGCACCCAUUGAAGAUGUGAAAAAUGUAUUAACAAAAAUUAGUCAAGUGUAUAAUGCUGUUAUUAAGGGUAAAAUAAAUGAAAAAAUCUUGGAUUAUGAGCUACUAACAAAUGAAAUUUUAAAUCCAGAAUUUGGAUUUACUACAAAGAAACAUUUAACACAAACGUCAUCCAUAUUAGGUCAUUUACAAAAUGCUGAACUUUUAAAACCGAAUACGAGCUUUAUAGAAUUUGGAGCAGGCAAAGGGAAGUUAAGUUUUUGGUUGGCAAAAUCUACAGAAAAUAUAUCUGAUACCUCUAUUGUAUUAGUCGAUAAGGCAAGUCAUCGCCAUAAAAUGGAUAAUAAACUAAAGAUUGAAAAUUGUUCAGCGCAAGAACGUAUUCAUAGAAUACGAGGUGAUAUUUUGGAUUUGGAUCUAUCACAAAUUGAUGUAAUUCGAAAAAGUAAACAUGUGAUUGGUUUAACGAAGCAUUUAUGUGGUGUUGCAACAGAUUAUGCAAUGAGAUGUUUAGAAAAUUUACACAAGGACUGUAAUAAUGUAACCGGAAUUUUAAUGUCUUUUUGUUGUCAUCAUCGUUGUUUAUGGAGAGAUUAUGUUGGAAAACAAUUCUUAUUAAAAAAUGAUUUCUCCCCUCAAGAAUUUGAUAUAAUGUGUGGUGUUGUAAGUUGGGCGACAAGUGGUGUUGGUAUGAGUAAAGAAAAACGUAAAGAAUUAGAAGAAUUAUCACAAAAAAGUUUAUCAUCCACAACAGUAGAAUUUGAUCGAAACAAGGAGUUAGGUCUUUCACGAGAUGAGAAGACUGAAUAUGGAAAAAUGGCUAAAUUAUUAUUAGACUAUGGAAGAAUGGAAUUUUUAAAGUCAUUAGGUUUUAAUUGUUAUUUAUAUUAUUAUGUAAAACCAGAAAUAUCCUUAGAAAAUGUAUUAAUUGUUGCAACCAAAUAAUAAGUACACGCUACAAAUUUUAAA